AAGAGUCUUCUAGCCGCCUCCGCUUCCAAAACAUUGAAAGAAUUUUUAAUAACACUUUUUGAAACAUUACGAUGUAUAUUUCAUGAAAAAAAUACAUGUUAUAUUAUAUUUUAUUUUUGUUAACAUUUUUAUGAGUAGGAAUACAAGGAACUGGACCGGAAGUGUAUGGAAGCAUACAGACAGAUGAAUGCAGCAGCCGACAAUUUCAACGAGUAUGCUAACGAUGUCGACAGCCAAAAUUGCUUUAAAGAAGCUAGCUUUGAAGCACACAAGGUUUAUAUUCAGAUGACAAAAGAAUAUAUCACGUGCAAAGAAAAGUCCAAGCUGGCAUUAGAGAAGAUGUACCCUCUGUACAAAACAGAAAAACAAAUCAGAGAGGAGCGUAUGAAUAAGUUAGACAAUGAUUUGAGAUACAUGAUAGUGCGAGAGAUGAGUGAAACACUGACAGAAGGAAUGAAAAUAUUGACGACGAUAGCUGCAGCAGCUCGUUUCUCUCCGUAACUUUACACUUGAUUUUUCUCCAAGUGGUUGACACGUAUCUCCCCCCGAGUAGUUGACUAACAGUUAAUUAUAUGCUCCGCUCUUUGCUUUUCUCCGAGUAGUUAAUAGAAUGCAUGUGUUUUCCUCCGAGUAGUUUGCACAUGCUUUUCUGAAAGUAUUUUGUACUUGCUUCUCUCAGUGAAAUUUUACACUUUUUUCCGAGUAGUUUUCACAUACUU
Molecule: messenger RNA, 719 nt
Organism: Ruditapes philippinarum (Manila clam)
Lineage: Eukaryota; Metazoa; Mollusca; Bivalvia; Venerida; Veneridae
Exons: 2
Coding region: 166-501 (111 amino acids)
Source: RefSeq, a predicted model, not a curated record